CCACACUAGGACGAACAUUGUUGUCGAACAUGUUCGUUGAGAAUAUUUCCUGGCUCGACGAACCAAUGCUACUGUACUUUAAAAUGUUUGACAACAAUUUUCGUUCAAAAUACACAAAGAUUUACCGCCUUUUAAAUUGGCAACUUAAAGAUUUCGCAUUCGUAUUAUUUAUUUCAUUUUAGUAGGAACCUACAUCUAGUGCGGAGUGAACAAAUUGCCAAUUUAAAAAAAAAAAAAUCCGUUUUAAUUUUUUUUUCAAUAUGAGUGACGAAGAUAUAAUUAUUGCAAGUGCAGCGUUUGUUUUUACAUCCUUAGUUUCUCAAGCAAAAAAAAAAAAAUCUUUUCAUAAAAGACGUUGUUGGCAACGUACAAUUUUUGAAAGUAGAAGUCGUUAUAAUGGCAAUGAUCUACUAAAUGAUUUAAGUCUUGAGCAUCCAGGAUUCAAAAACUUUAUAAGAAUGUCGCCAACAGAUUUUGAAUCAUUGCUUGAAGUUAUUGGUCCUCAAAUUGGGAAGGAUAUUACUCAUCUAAGAGAAACUAUUUCACCAAAUGUGAGGCUGGCGGUAACAUUACGUUUUUUGGCUACUGGUGAUUCGUAUACAAGUUUAAUGUAUCUUUUUAAAAUUUCCAAACAAUUAAUAUCUAAUAUAGUACCAGAAGUGUGUGAAGCUAUUGUUGAAGCGCUAAAAUCAUACGUUCAGGUAAAUAUUAAAUACUUAAACGCGAGCGGUAGCAAAAAUCCGUCGUAUAACUUUUAA
Myzus persicae (green peach aphid) is the source of this 758-nucleotide messenger RNA. RefSeq lists its product as uncharacterized. Bases 261 to 758 code for a protein of 165 amino acids. The record is from RefSeq and is a predicted model, not a curated record. The transcript has 2 exons. Lineage: Eukaryota; Metazoa; Arthropoda; Insecta; Hemiptera; Aphididae.